UGAAACUUCACCUUUUCGUGGGAUAUUUGAAACGGUCGCGACGCGGUCACACUGUCUGGGUGUCUUGUUGAAAAAAUCAUAACAAAACUUAUUUUCCCAUCAAGAUGUGGUUCGAAAUCCUACCUGGUGCCGUGAUCAUCACCACACUCCUGUCGGUGCCCAUAUACGCCAUGUACGGCCUGCAGAAGGUCACGAUUGGCAAUGCCUUCCGUCGCAACAUGGACGAGCGCUUCAGCCGAGUGAUGUACCAGCGCGAUUUCCGACUGACCGACAAUCCCUAUUUGAUGAACGGACUCGAGCAAAUUCCUGAUGAAGAGGAGGACCAGAAGGAUAAUCAGGAAUGCGACGGGGACUACGACGAUCCCGAGCUCUUGAAGAAACGUAAGAAAGAGGAAAAAUUGAGGGAGAAACAGCAGAAAGAAGAGGAAAAGAAGCAAAAGGCGACAAAGUAAUAACAGUAAACAUUUCGGCCUUAUAGUUCCCAAUCAGAAUAAAGGACUCUCGGCAUUUGCCGCGCGUUUAA
Molecule: messenger RNA, 523 nt
Organism: Drosophila kikkawai
Lineage: Eukaryota; Metazoa; Arthropoda; Insecta; Diptera; Drosophilidae
Source: RefSeq, a predicted model, not a curated record